This is a messenger RNA of Rhizophagus irregularis DAOM 181602=DAOM 197198, 630 nucleotides long. NCBI's taxonomy places the organism in Eukaryota, Fungi, Glomeromycota, Glomeromycetes, Glomerales, Glomeraceae. The record is from RefSeq and is a predicted model, not a curated record.
AUGGCUCCUAGACCAGGUUAUGGUAUACCUUUAGUUAAAGACCAAUCCGGAAAUUUAAAGGCUUUUGAAUUUGCGGAAUAUGCUGAUGCUGAUAGUGUACUGCGUGCUUUGCGUGUACUUGGUGGUGAAGGUUCGGGUGAUGAUAAAAAAGUUAAUAUUAAAGCCGAUGAAAAUACAAGAAAAUAUCUUGCUCAAUAUGAGGCUUCAAGGCCAGGAACGGUGCAUGAAAAUAAACUAGCUCAUCGAACAUCACCAGCUACAGAAAUAAAAACAGAACAUGGAGAAAAGGAUUAUGACACAGAUUUACCGGCUGAUCUUCCUCUAGAUCAAAAGGAUCUUCAACGUGCUGCAGCAAGAGAACGAGAGCGUCAGAGAGAAGAUGGAAAACGAGCAAAUCGUAGAGCUAAAGCUGAAAAAGAAAGAGAACGUUCACAUGGAAGGGAAAAUAGAGAGAGAGCAGAAAGAAGAUGGCAACAUAGGGAAGAAACAAUGGCAACAAAUCGUGAACGUGAAGCAGAACGAGAUUUAGAUGCUAGAGAAAAACAAAUUCGAGAUCGGGAAAUAAUGGCGAGGAAGUUAGCGGAAUGGGGCGAUGACAUUGAAGCUCAUCAGGAAGUUUUUGCCGGUUAA